AUGGAAAGACUUUUUGAUUUCCUUUCCUUUCCUUUCAACCCUCGAUGUCAAAAAUAAGGUUUAAGACGGAACUGGACUUCGGGGUUGGGUUCGAACAACAUUAGCUUCGGUGCCCUCUCUCUCUCUCUCUCUCUCUCCCCUCUCUCCCUCUCCUCUCUCCUCUCGAUCGCCUCUCAUCACCGUCUUCAUACAGGGAAAGAAACGCAAAGGAAACACACUCUCUCACACGUAUAUAAACCACCGUCACCGGCAUCAUCAUAUCGUCUCUCUAUUGCUUCUAUUCUUAUUUGCAGAGGAACACAGAUCGGUGUCUCCUAUAUCAUCUACACUGAUUCGGCUCCUCGUUUUUCUCUGUCUCUCCUCCAGCAGUUGGCGUAUGAAGAAGAUUCUAUAAUCGGCUGGGAUCUUGCCUCUCUCAUCCUCUGUCAUUCCAUCUCUUCUUUCAACAUUCACUUUUGUCAUCUAACUCAAGCUUAAAGUGUACCGAAGAAAGUAGCUUAUCCAAGAAAGUCGUAUCGUAUUUGAUUUAUGCGGAGAACUCUAGGCCUAUUUGACUUAAGGUUGAGCAAAAUAUAGUGCUAAUUUCAAAUAAAAGGAGGGAAAAAUUACAAUUUGGAUAACCUUUGGACUGAAUUUGAACAAUGACUUCAAGUAUGUCAGCUGGAGAGCGAAGGUGGGCUUCAGCAAAAAGAGGUGGCAUGACUGUUUUGGGGAGAGUUGCCGCUCCAAAACCUCUAAACUUACCCAGCCAAAGGUUAGAAAAUCAUGGUCUGGACCCAAGCGUGGAAAUUGUUCCCAAGGGAACCCUUAGCUGGGGCAGUCGAUCAUCUUCAUCUGCAUCAAAUGCAUGGGGUUCCUCGACACUAUCUCCAAAAGCUGAUGGUAGUGCUUGUUCACUAAGUAAUCUCAGUGGUCGCCCUUCAUCCAGUGGAAGCAGCACUCGACCAUCAUCAGCUGGUAGCAAUAGAACGCAUGAGCCUACUCUCAGUGCAUGGGGCCCAAAUUCUAGGCCUGCAUCAGCUUCUGGGGCAUUGUCAUCAAAUCAAACAUUAGUGACGUCAUCACGUCCUCGCACUGCAGAAACAAGACCUGGUAGCUCGCAGUUAUCACGGUUUGCUGGACCGUCAUCUGAUAAUACAGUAGCAUGGGGUCCACCUGGUACCACUGAGAAAUUGGGGAUGGCAUCCACCAAGAAAGAUGGAUUCUCUCUGAGUUCUGGAGAUUUUCCUACACUUGGAUCAGAAAGAGAAAAUUCUGAAAGGAAUUCUGAGUCACUAGUGGCAGACCAUGGCUCUUAUGGUCGUCCUGACUCAUCAUCCAGCAGGACAGCAGCGCCAGAAGAGAGGAAUGCAACUUCAUCAGUUGGUGAUGGUUCUGCAAGUGAAAAUGCCAAGAGUGGAACUGUGAUUACUCGGGAAAAAGAUGGUUCCCGACAUGAGGAUGGGUUCCGGCCUAGUGUGGAGAAAUGGCAGGGGGAACCCCAACCAUACCCAAACACUAGUGUUCUCCCUAAUCACUUUGACGCUUGGCAUGGCCCUCCAAUGAAUGCUCCUGCUGGUGUUUGGUAUGGAGGACCUCCAGUAGGUCCACCAUAUGGAGCUCCAGUUACUCCUGGUGGCUUUCCAAUUGAACCAUUUCCCUAUUGUCGUCCUUUGUCAAACUCUCACCCAAUUCCUCCACCAGGGGUCGGACCAAGAGGGCCCCAUCCAACAAACGGAGACUUAUACAGACCCCACAUUCCUGAUGCCUACAUUCGUCCAGGUAUGCCAAUUAGGCCUGGUCUUUACCCUGGUCCGGUGGCCUAUGAGGGCUAUUAUGGGCCUCCAAUGGGCUAUUGCAAUUCCAAUGAACGAGAUAUUCCUUUUAUGGGAAUGCAAGCACGUCCCUCAGGUUAUAACAGGUAUCCCAGCCAAAAUGCUCGAGAUCCUAGCAAUAACCAUGGCACGAUGGUUGGCCAUGGAACUACUGGCAAAACAAUUGUCUCAAAACAAGUGGAAUCUGGUCGUCCCGAUAAUACUCGAGGACCAUCUGAUGUUCUUCUGAAGCAGCACAGUGAAUGGGGAGGAGAAGAGGAAGAAGGGAGUUGGGAGCAAACUAUACCAGCUAAUGGCCCACAUCUUGAGAAGGGGAACCAACCAAUGGUGUACUCAUUGAAGGAUGAGUGGGGAGCAGACUACAAAAUGGAUGAAGAGAUGCACUCAAAAAGACUGAAUGAAGAUGCUUUUUCCCGGACUUUUGACAAACGAGGAGGUUAUUCUUCAGAAUCUUUUGAAGUUAAGUUUCCUGAAAGUUUGUGCAAUGGAAAAGCAGUUGAUGACAUUAUGGUAAAGGAAUCAGGAAAUGCCUCGGCUGCGUUGCCAGAAGGGCCUCAAGCAUUCCCAGCUUCUCCAAAAGAUGCAACUUUGAUACGAAAGAUGGAAGGUUUGAAUGUAAAAGCAAGGGUUUCUGAUGGACAAUAUAAUGCUGCAUCUAUUUCUAGUAGGGAAGUGCAAUAUAAAAAGUUACAAGUUGGCAAUGCUAAGACCAACUGUUCUGCAAAUGCAGUUGGUACUGAUGCUGUAUGCACUGAAAGAACUCAUGCCAGUGGAGAUCUUAUCCCAAUCUCCCAAGAAGUGGAUAUUUCUGGAGGAGAUAAGACCCUUCAGCCAGCAGUUGCCAGCGGGACAUCCCUUCCAAGGAGAAGUCAUGGUAUGCAUGGCAGAACUGACCAUCGUGGUAAAAGGUUCAACAAUCAGGAUGCCGUUGGGUGGAGAAAGGAACCUAUAGUUUCUGGGUCUAUGGAUGCUAGUUCAUCUGCAAAUCAUGAACCUACUUUUAAUGUUCAUGUUCAAGACCACCAUAUAUCUGGGGAAGUUGUUGAGAAAUAUGGGAUUAUAAUUGGAAGGAAGUAUGAGGGUGAAUCUUUGACGCCGAUGUUUGACCCAAGUGAGUCCGAGGCACAGCGUGCUAAGAUGAGGGAGAUAGCCAAGCAACGUGCAAAGCAACUUCAGGAGGAGGAGGAAGAACGAACAAGAGAGCAGAAGGCAAAGGCUCUUGCAAAAUUGGAAGAGUUGAACAGGCGUAUUCAGGUGGCAGAUGGUUCAACUCAGAACUUGGAGAAGGCUCUGCCUGGUGCUCCCAUGCAUCAAGAGAAAGAAGUAUCCCAAGAGAACGAACGAACAAGAGAGCAGAAGGCAAAGGCUCUUGCAAAAUUGGAAGAGUUGAACAGGCGUAUUCAGGUGGCAGAUGGUUCAACUCAGAACUUGGAGAAGGCUCUGCCUGGUGCUCCCAUGCAUCACGAGAAAGAAGUAUCCCAAACACUUGCUGAAACGGUGAUUGUUUUUGGCUCUGGUGUGGUUGCUCAGAUUAGUGAGGGCAAUACUAGUGGGGUGGAGACACCAGAUGCUGCCCAACAGGAAUCUGUUGUUCCAUAUGGCCAGUCUUUGCCCUUGCAACAGGAUCCUGAGAAUGCUGGAACUGCUUACUGUAAAGCUCCUCCCCAAGAAAAUGAUGGUGGUGUCUCCAGACACAAGCGUAUGGGGUUAAAGCAAAAGCAGAAUAUUCCAAUGGAAAGGAAUUUGACUGCAGAGCCCAUUCUUACUAUUACAACCAAGGCACCAAAAAAUCGUUCUGAUGGAGCUGUUAAUGAUAUUGCAUCUACUGAGGUUGUUGCUGAAGUUGGCCCAAGUUGGGAGCCUAGCUUGCUCAUAAACCCCAAUAUUAUGGCCGAGUCCACAACACAUCAGAGGAGGAAAAACCACAGGAGCAGCAAGAACAAGCACAAACUGGAGCCUUCUAUCAUUGAUUUAGGAUUGCCAGUGCCAAAAGAAACUAGUCCUGCAAAAGCUUCAAUUGGAAGUGGAAAGUCAAAGGUUUCUGAGGUUGAGUUGGAUCCUUGCUCUGUUCAGUCACUUACUGAUGCUGAACUUGCAAUUCAACCUUCAGAGCCGAACUCUCUUUUACCUAGUGAAGAAUCCACUAGUAGAGUAAAUAACCAGUGGAAAUCUCAGCAGUCUCGCCGAAUGCAAAGAAACCCUCAAGCUAUCAGAUCACCUAAAUUUCGUAACAGUGAUGCUGUUGUCUGGGCUCCUGUGCGGUCACAGAACAAAUAUGAGGUUACAGAUGAAGCCAGUCACAAGAAUUCAUAUGAUGCUGUUACUCCAACAGGAAAGAGUGAGAAUCUAGUGCAGAGUAGUCUGAAAAGUAAGAGGGCAGAAAUGGAGAGAUAUGUUCCAAAGCAUGUUGCUAAAGAAUUGGCUCAGCAGGGAAGCAUCCAGCAACCUUGCUCAACCUCAAUCAAUCAGACAACAUUGGGUGAGACUGCUGGGGGGGCAGAACCUGGUUUUCAGAGCAUUGGAAGUCUUCAACCUGCUGACUCAGCAAUUGGGAAUGUUGCGUCUACUGAGGAGUAUAGGAAUGGGAAUAAUAAGCAGAAUAAGUCGUCAAAAGCGGAUGGAUCAUCUAUUACUUUGAACCAUGGCAAGAAUGUUCAGAAAUCUAUGGAUAAACACCGAUCUUUCAUUCCUGACGUAGAUUCAGUGGAAGGGCAACUGAACUUCUCUGAUGAGUGGAACACUUCUGAAGGCUGGAAAACUACUGAUAAAUUUGACACAGCUGCACCUGUCACAUCUCCUGUCAUGAAAGAUCAAGGAGUAACACGGAGAGGAAAGCAACAUCCAUUUAAGGGUCAUCGAGGCACUGGGAAUAAUUAUGAUCAUGAUCGCAGGAAUGUUAAUAGUGAGGGCACGUUUAAAAGUUAUCGGCAAUCUGCAGCCCCCGAAAGUAGCCAAGCAGACAGAACUAUGGCUAUGCGAGAAAACCGUGGUGUCGGAGAACGAACAACAUCUCAUUGGCAACCCAAAUCCCAGGCACAUUCAGCUCAUUAUCAUCGAGGAAGGUCUGAUGGAGCUGAAAUUGUUAAUUCUGAAGUUGGUAAGGCUAUCAAAAAGGACUCUCUUCCCAAGGAUAGGGUGGAUCUUCCACCACAGGACAAGGAGAGCAGUGGCACAAUGGCUCACUCUCACCUUUAUCAAUCUCCCUCUGAACACGAGAGUUUGGCAGAAGCGCAAAAUGUAGGGCAUCAAGAGGCUAAGAGAGAGAAGAAGGUAGCUUCAUUCAAGGGACGCCCCCGCUCCCCGAAUCAAGGUCCUGUUAACAUGGUCAAAUCGGCUCCCACUGCAGAUAUGGAUAUCAGACAUGAGCAGCGCUUUCCCUCAGGGUUUCGCAAGAAUGGAAACCCAAACCACCGUUCUGGCAGAGGGCGUGAAUCUCGUGGAGAAUGGACUUCAGCUGGACAAGAUAGCAAACAUCAUAAUAUUCCUACAAACCAAGAGAUGCAGGGGCACGAUUCACAUUAUGAGUACCAGCCGGCUGGAACAUACAGUAGUAAUGGCAAAUCGAACAAUUUCCAAAGGCAAGAUGGGUCACAUAACACGAGCUCGAGGUACAGGGAGAGGGGUCAGGGUCCCUCAAGGCGUGGUGGGGGCAGCUUUUAUGGUCGUCAAAGUAGCGCCGUCGGAGUAGACACUGGUUAUGAUUGACGGGGAACUAAAAUCUGGAACUGGAUUAUAUUUUGGGGUUGAAAAACUUCCUCUGAACGCUAGUUUUUGGCAUUAACUAGCCACGAUUUCAGGUAUUACUAGUUUAGGUGGUACUGUUUAAAUUGGCUUGAAUCAUGUGUAUUGAGCAGGACAAGGGAGCAAGCAUCAUAUGAUGCCGAGGCAAAACGUUGUUUUGUGAGGUGCUAAGAUGUUGAUUCAUUUCUUAUUUGAAUAUGUAACUAAUUUUAGCAUCUUAAUUUGGUCAUGGGUUGUUAGCCAUCGAACCUUUGCCAUUCUCCUUAAAGAAGCCUUGUAUUUUCUGACCAUCAUAUAUGUGCACGAUCUAUGGAAUACUAGGGUCGGGAAUGUAUUAGGGAAGUAGUUUUUUGGUUCUUCCAGUUGUUAAUAAAUUUUUAUUCUUUGUUCU
Molecule: messenger RNA, 5946 nt
Organism: Cornus florida
Lineage: Eukaryota; Viridiplantae; Streptophyta; Magnoliopsida; Cornales; Cornaceae
Product: protein MODIFIER OF SNC1 1-like
Exons: 12
Coding region: 642-5519 (1625 amino acids)
Biological process (GO): epigenetic regulation of gene expression
Source: RefSeq, a predicted model, not a curated record